Molecule: messenger RNA, 556 nt
Organism: Moneuplotes crassus
Lineage: Eukaryota; Ciliophora; Spirotrichea; Euplotida; Euplotidae
Source: the annotation of a GenBank genome assembly
UAUAAUAAUUAUAGAAAUAGAUUAUAAUAAAAAUGAGGUCUUGGGGACACUUUGUUGGACUGCUCGGACCAAAAUUCUGGCACAUCUACAGAAGAGAAGGACUUGUCAGGACUUUGCUCAGAGCCAAACCUUACAAAUAUUCGCACGAAAAGGCUGGAUGGAAAGAAGUCGUCAGACUUGUCGGAAGUGAUGAGUUUGGAAAUCGCUAUUAUGAAGAUUUUGACCAUCAUAAUUUCAAUAAUAGAAGAUGGGUUGAAUAUGCUGAUUACGGGCAUUGGCACGUCACUCCAAAGAAAAUCGCUCCUGGAUGGCACGGUUGGAUGCAUUAUGUUUAUGAUGAUCCCCCAAAGAAAGAGAAUUUUGUCAAACCUUACUGGCGAAGUCAUAGACAAGUUGUAUUCAAGACAGACCACCCAACCAUUGCUUAUAAAAAUCCAGGCCAUGUGCAAAAUCCGCAUAAGAAAACUUAUGAUAAAAUGGCUUAUGAAAGAAACUUCAGAUAUUGGGACCCUGAUAACAAACCAAGAAGAGGAAGAGUUAGCUCUCUUGUAUAAUU